AUGACGCACAGUGCGUUCGCGAGGCUGUCGGUAGUCAAAAAUGGCCGGGGCCAGCGACUGGUUUACUAUUGGAAGCACGGUGGCUUGUAAAACCUGUCACGAGCAGGAAAUCGAGGGUGAGGUGCAGGCAUUCGAUCCACAGACGAAAAUGCUGGUAUUAAAAUGCCCAUCCUCAAACGGUAGAGCCUCACUAAACGAUGUGCAUGUAGUAAAUUUGUCUCUCGUGUCAAACGUUCAAGUGAUACGGGAGGUUAGUCCUACUACCAUCGAACCACCACAGAGCCUUAAUUUACAAAGGCUAAACACAAGAGUUCGCAACCAGAUCGAAGAGAAGAAGAGACUGGUAAUGGCUCUGCAGGCCGGAGCGUCUCCAGAAGGACAAAAACUCUUUAUUGCUAUUUCUAAGACUAUACAGGAUAUUACGUGGAGUGGAGCUAAUAUUGUUGUAUUUGAUAAUGUCACUAUUAGACCGCCGUACAAAGUGGACAAUGUUCACGGAAACACAGAAUCUGGGGCAUAUAGACAUGUAAAAAAAGUGGUCGAGAAACACAUUAAAGAUACACUACAAGCGCAGCAACAACGGGAACAACAGCAGACACAGAAAAGCGGCGAACUGCAAUAAGAGUCCAAAAAGGCACUACAUCAUCGAGAUCACAAAAAAAUACAACUUUUGAGAAGGUUCCAAUGUUUUGACGAGAAAUAGGAAGGAAGAGUUUAUAAGAACAGCCUGACUGCAGCGUAAUCUAGAUAAGCCUAUCGCGAGAAAUCGGCAUCUUCGUGCGAAAUCCAGUUCGCCUGAAUGGAAAGGAACAGAAAAAAGUGUAAAUUCAACAACAAAAAAAAACAAAAAUUCAUCAUACACAUUCUUGAUCCGAGUAUUGUCAACUCAGUAUCGCAUGUGCAGCAUUUUAUAAAUACAGUCAGACGUACAAUUCGUAAUUGUUAGUCACCAGCCUAAAAAAAAA
This is a messenger RNA of Ooceraea biroi (clonal raider ant), 965 nucleotides long. Its product is annotated as protein LSM12 homolog A. Lineage: Eukaryota; Metazoa; Arthropoda; Insecta; Hymenoptera; Formicidae. The record is from RefSeq and is a predicted model, not a curated record.